Phodopus roborovskii (desert hamster) is the source of this 6355-nucleotide messenger RNA. It is a transcript of the gene Sema6d, whose product is annotated as semaphorin 6D. The coding region runs from base 614 to 3874 and encodes 1086 amino acids. NCBI's taxonomy places the organism in Eukaryota, Metazoa, Chordata, Mammalia, Rodentia, Cricetidae. Gene Ontology annotation, biological process: neural crest cell migration; positive regulation of cell migration; axon guidance. The record is from RefSeq and is a predicted model, not a curated record. The transcript has 19 exons. Gene Ontology annotation, molecular function: chemorepellent activity; semaphorin receptor binding.
CUGGGGGCGGGGCGGGCGGCUCGGCCCUCCUCCUAGGCGCACCCCUCCUCCCGGGCGCACCCCUAAGGGAAGAAAAGACACCCGGGGACGCGAGGAAAAGUUUCUUCCAGGCAGGGCCGCCUCGGUGCUGCCCCGCACACCGUCAGGUUUAGCCCGUCUUCCUUGCUGCGGGGCUCGGAACCUUUAGCCCACCGGCAGUGAAACCCAGGCCGCCCGGCCAGCCUCGGCCCCGAGGACGCAGGGACAGCCUGGGAGCGUGGAGCCACUGGCUGUUCACACGGGGACCGUGGGCACCCACCCUCCAGGCUGCCAGUCACUCUCCCCCGCAACUUUGCGUGCUUUGUUCGCUGGCUGGAAAUGAUUCACCGAAGCGCCGUGGACAGGGUCUUAGCCAGUCGGCAAGGGCUCGGUCCUGAGACGUGUUACGCUCUCAGCUCCCCAUCAAUUAUGGAUGGAAACAAAUAAGGAAGAGUCAAUUUUGUAUGAGCCGCGUCUUCCGCGGCCAGAGGCAUCCAGUAGCCGGGAACAGCGGCAGAGAAGCCGAGCCCAACCAACAUCCAGGUAGCUAGGCGGGAUUUCUGAGGAGGGCCCUCAGAUUUCUUCUUGGCCAACCAUGAGGUUUUUUCUGCUUUGUUUCUGCGUGCUGUUCCUCCUGGUCUCCAGGUUACGGGCAGUCAGCUUCCCUGAAGACGACGAGCCCCUUAACACUGUUGAUUAUCACUAUUCAAGGCAAUAUCCGGUUUUUAGAGGACGCCCUUCAGGCAACGAAUCCCAGCAUAGGCUGGACUUUCAGCUGAUGUUGAAAAUUCGAGACACACUUUAUAUUGCUGGCAGAGAUCAAGUCUAUACAGUGAACUUAAAUGAAAUCCCCAAAACAGAGGUCAUACCAAGCAAGAAGCUGACAUGGAGGUCCAGACAACAGGAUCGAGAAAAUUGUGCUAUGAAAGGCAAGCAUAAAGAUGAGUGCCACAACUUCAUCAAAGUAUUUGUUCCAAGAAAUGAUGAGAUGGUUUUCGUCUGUGGUACCAAUGCUUUCAACCCAAUGUGUAGAUACUACAGGUUGAAUACCUUAGAGUAUGAUGGGGAAGAAAUUAGCGGCCUGGCACGAUGCCCAUUUGAUGCCAGACAAACCAAUGUUGCCCUCUUUGCCGAUGGGAAACUGUAUUCUGCCACAGUGGCUGAUUUCCUGGCCAGUGAUGCUGUCAUUUAUAGAAGCAUGGGUGAUGGAUCUGCCCUUCGCACAAUAAAAUAUGAUUCCAAAUGGAUCAAAGAACCACACUUUCUUCAUGCCAUAGAAUAUGGAAACUAUGUCUAUUUCUUCUUCAGAGAAAUUGCUGUGGAGCAUAAUAACUUAGGCAAGGCUGUGUAUUCCCGCGUGGCUCGCAUUUGUAAAAACGACAUGGGUGGCUCUCAGCGGGUCCUGGAGAAACAUUGGACUUCCUUCCUGAAGGCUCGACUUAACUGCUCUGUCCCUGGGGAUUCCUUUUUCUACUUCGACGUUCUGCAGUCCAUCACAGACAUAAUCCAGAUCAACGGGGUCCCCACUGUGAUUGGGGUCUUCACCACGCAGCUCAACAGCAUUCCUGGUUCUGCAGUCUGUGCCUUUAGCAUGGACGACAUUGAGAAAGUGUUCAAAGGACGGUUCAAAGAACAGAAAACCCCAGACUCUGUUUGGACAGCAGUUCCAGAAGACAAAGUACCAAAACCAAGGCCUGGCUGUUGUGCCAAACAUGGCCUCGCAGAAGCUUACAAAACCUCCAUCGACUUCCCAGAUGAGACCCUGUCUUUCAUCAAGUCCCAUCCCCUAAUGGAUUCUGCUGUUCCACCCAUUGCUGACGAGCCCUGGUUCACAAAGACACGGGUCAGGUACAGGUUGACGGCCAUCGAAGUGGACCAUUCGGCAGGGCCCUUCCAGAACUACACAGUCAUCUUUGUUGGCUCUGAAGCCGGUGUCGUGCUUAAAGUAUUGGCAAAGACCAGUCCUUUCUCUUUGAAUGACAGUGUAUUGCUGGAAGAGAUUGAAGCCUACAACCAAGCCAAGUGCAGCGCUGAGAGUGAGGAGGACAGAAAGGUCGUCUCCUUACAGUUGGACAAAGAUCACCACGCUUUAUAUGUGGCCUUCUCCAGCUGUGUUGUCCGCAUCCCCCUCAGUCGUUGUGAGCGCUACGGAUCCUGUAAAAAGUCUUGCAUUGCAUCACGUGACCCGUACUGUGGUUGGUUAAGCCAGGGAGUUUGUGAGAGAGUGACCCUAGGGAUGCUGCUGUUAACUGAAGACUUCUUUGCUUUCCAUAACCACAGCGCUGGAGGAUAUGAGCAAGAUACAGAGUACGGCAACACGGCCCACCUAGGGGACUGCCAUGAAAGUUUGCCUACUUCAACUACACCAGAUUACAAAAUAUUUGGCGGUCCAACAUCUGACAUGGAGGUAUCUUCAUCUUCUGUUGCCACUGUGGCAAGUAGCCCAGAAAUUACAUCUAAAGUGGUUGAUACCUGGAGACCUAAACUGACGAGCUCCCGGAAAUUUGUAGUUCAAGAUGACCCAUACACUUCUGAUUUUACUGAUACUAUAUCAGGUAUCCCAAAGGGUGUGCGGUGGGAAGUCCAAUCAGGAGACUCAAACCAGAUGGUCCACAUGAAUGUCCUCAUCACCUGUGUGUUUGCCGCUUUCGUCUUGGGCGCAUUCAUUGCAGGCGUGGCUGUGUACUGCUACCGAGACAUGUUUGUUCGGAAGAACAGAAAGAUGCAUAAGGAUGCGGAAUCAGCCCAGUCGUGCACAGACUCCAGCGGAAGCUUCGCCAAGCUCAACGGUCUCUUUGACAGUCCCGUCAAGGAAUACCAACAGAACAUCGAUUCUCCUAAACUCUAUAGCAACCUGCUGACCAGUCGGAAGGAGCUGCCACCCAACGUGGAUACAAAAUCCAUGGUCAUGGACCACCGAGGCCAGCCUCCAGAGCUGGCUGCUCUCCCCACACCAGAGUCCACACCUGUACUCCAUCAGAAGACCCUGCAGGCCAUGAAGAGCCACUCUGACAAGGCCCACGGCCACGGUGCUUCCAGGAAAGAACAUCCCCAGUUCUUUCCUUCUAGUCCUCCUCCCCACUCCCCAUUAAGUCACGGGCAUAUCCCCAGCGCCAUUGUUCUUCCAAACGCCACCCAUGACUACAAUACAUCAUUUUCAAACUCUAAUGCUCACAAAGCCGAAAAGAAACUUCAAAACAUCGACCACCCUCUUACAAAGUCAUCCAGUAAGAGGGAGCACCGACGUUCUGUGGAUUCCAGAAACACCCUUAAUGAUCUCCUAAAGCAUCUAAAUGACCCAAACAGUAACCCCAAAGCCAUCAUGGGAGAAAUCCAUAUGGCCCAUCAAACCCUCAUGCUGGACCCAGUAGGAUCUAUGUCUGAGGUCCCACCUAAGGUCCCUAACAGGGAGGCAUCUCUCUACUCCCCUCCUUCAACACUCCCCAGAAAUAGUCCAACCAAGAGAGUAGAUGUUCCCACCACUCCUGGGGUCCCAAUGACAUCUCUAGAAAGACAAAGGGGCUAUCAUAAAAAUUCCUCCCAGAGGCACUCUAUAUCAGCUGUGCCUAAAAACUUAAACUCACCAAAUGGUGUUUUGUUAUCCAGACAGCAGAGUAUGAACCGUGGAGGAUACAUGCCCACUCCCACAGGGGCGAAGGUGGACUAUAUUCAGGGAACACCUGUGAGUGUCCACCUGCAGCCUUCCCUGUCUAGACAGAGCAGCUACACCAGUAAUGGCACCCUACCCAGGACGGGACUAAAGAGGACACCAUCCUUAAAACCUGAUGUGCCACCAAAGCCUUCCUUUGUUCCUCAAACCACACCUGUCAGACCACUGAACAAAUACACUUACUAGGCCUCAAGUGUGCUAUUCCUGUGUGGCUUUAUCCUGUCCCUGUUGUUGAGAGGUCGCUGUGAGCAGUACCUCAAGACAAGAUACCUGCUUGUAUUUUAAGAGAAACAAGUAGCCAAAGAAACUCUGUAACUUUGGUAACAUCAGAACUUGCCACAUGUAGCUACUGCAGCAAGGCUUCUGUGUACUGGCCUGAAACAGAGGGAGGUACUGGUCAUUCCAUUUCUCUUGUUUGAAGCUGAAGGGGAUGUGUAGCCUGGAAGGGCUCUCUUCACCAGUCUAUAGAGCUGACACAGUACUCAGAAGACUGAACAAAUACUUGAAAAUGGGUUCAAUUUAGACUGCCAUUAUGUGUGGUCUUCCCAUUAAAUGUGAACAUUUUAAUAUGUAUGCAUUCACCUUGCCUCUUGCACAAAUGUCAAAAUGAAAAGAUGGGAAUGUCUCAAAACAAAAUGAGCUUGUAGAUUACCAAGCAGUUUGCUAAAAAUUCAAUCUUUGAUCCAAACUGUAGCAUUUUUUUUCAACAUGUGGCACUGUUUUGUUUUUUGUUUUUUUCUGUUGUUGUUGUUGUUAUUUUUUGUUUUUUGAUGCCACCAACAAAACUGUUAGAGGUGUGUGUGUGUGUGUGUGUGUGUGUGUGUGUGUGUGUGUGUGUGUGUAUAACUGAGACAGUUCUGUAUCCAUUAGGGUUUAUUUAGGUGCCCAUUGCAUCUUUUUGUACUAUGGAGUUGUUUACACUAAGCAUGACUGAAGACAACUAACUUCCUCCCAUACCAAUCCAUUGUGUUCAGCUCCAAGAAGGAAAGUCAAGGCUCCUUUGAGUGUCAAAUGAUUAACUUAACCUAUGUGGUACCCAAUGUCAGAAUAUUUAAGAGUUCUAAAUAAUCUUGUGCUGCUAUUCAUCAAAACUUCUAUUCCAGCAUUGCCAGCUUAAGAAGUUAGAGAUAUGAAGAGGUAUUCUUGAUAUAUCUACCAGUAUUCAGUAGUAACAUUUACCUGUCCACUGUGAAUCGAAGCCGGAGGCACACUACUUAACUCUGGACACACUCAUAAAGGUUUCUUUUGAUUGUGUUAUUUUAUUUUACUUUCCAUGUAGCAAACAUUUUCUUCUGUUAACUCUUCCCUCCCCCAAGACAAAAAGAGAAAACCAAAACAGAGGACAAGAGAAAGAUACAGAAAAGGAAUUACAAUUGGCUUCCCAGAGAGGGUCUGAAACCCCAUCAGUGGUGGCACCCUGUCCUCUGUGUUUUGCUCUGAGGAUUCUCUCCUGAGUCAUGCAGGCAAUGACAGUAAACUGUAAAUACCACAUGUGAGUUUACCUGGAUCUGUGCAUUUUGUGCCUUAUUCAUGAGAGUGGUAGAAGUUCUGCAAUAUGUUGAGUGUUUCACUAUAGUGCACCAUUUCCCAUGUGCCAGUCAUAAAUGUUUUUCAGCCAGCACCUGAAGACUUCUUACAAAGUCAUAAAGCAACCUUGAGCAAUUUGUUGUCGAACACAUACAUACAUACAUACAUACACACACACACACACACACACACACACACAAGAACCAGAAGCAGUACCCACCCUUGCCAUGAUAAACAUUCCACCCCUGCUCUUCUGAUAAUGUGAAAUCAGAUGAGGGUUCCCAGGGAACAUGGCACCUGUGGAAACCAUGUCUAAAGUCAUUUCUGUGUAGCUUGGCAGAGCCCACUGAUGGCUGAUGAUGUGCGGUCUACUGACGACUUUGGUUAACCAACUGCCCAUCACCCAGUCAUUUACCCAACCUAAUCUAGAAAUUACCACAGCUGAGGAAGGCUCCUGACCCAGUCUGGGAAAGUUCAACCAGUAUCUCGGGACAGUGCCAAUGGUAUGCAUUACUUGGGGGAAGGAAUGGGUGCAGAACACCAGAUCAUUUUUGUACAGGAUGUAGAAUACUGCUGGAGUUGGUCUUUUCAUUCAAGAACAUUCUUUUGGAAAAAACAAUUCCCUGUGAUUUCUUGGAAACUCAAAAGCUGAAACACCUGUUCUCAAACUACUUCAGGUUUGCAACUAAAAUAUUACAAUUUAAUCAAUUAAACCAACCAACAAUAAGCACUACACAGUCUGCCACCAACAACGUGUUUGCAUUUACCUUACCAAUAUUAAUCCCAGUGUGGUAACUCAGUGUGACCCCCGAUAACAUUUUGUAACAUUGUGCUGCCUUAGAGUGUACUGUGAGUUCUAUCAGUAUUUAUGUUGAAAUUUCUAACAUGGAUUCUAGUCUCUAUUCUGUUAAUUUAAUUUUAAGUGCUUUAUCCAUUUGUGCAAAGGUAAACACAGAUUGUAUCUUUUUUAAUGGUACGGCAUAAAAAAAUAACCCUAAAGUGAAGUGGCUCUAUACUGUUUUAUAGAGUACUUUAACAUGUAUAGAUAUCUUGUAAACUUGUAUUGUGGAUGUGUAAAUAAUAUGUACUUUGGGUUUUUAACACCGCAUGUAAAGUCAAAAUAAAAUAUCCAAGUCAUUA